Molecule: messenger RNA, 3889 nt
Organism: Chaetomium strumarium
Lineage: Eukaryota; Fungi; Ascomycota; Sordariomycetes; Sordariales; Chaetomiaceae
Product: armadillo-type protein
Exons: 3
Coding region: 178-3675 (1165 amino acids)
Biological process (GO): proteasome-mediated ubiquitin-dependent protein catabolic process; regulation of protein catabolic process
Cellular component (GO): proteasome storage granule; nucleus; proteasome complex
Molecular function (GO): enzyme regulator activity
Source: RefSeq, a predicted model, not a curated record
CCAAACAGUUCGCCCUCUCCGUCCAACAUCCCAAUCAACCCUUGACCAGCCCAAGGCGUUGCACUAAGCCGAGGCGCACUUAUCUCAGACCUAACUCGUAGAAUUUGAUUCCACAGCUCGUUAACUUCAACAAUCCGACCGACCCUUCGAACCGGCAUCAUCCAUACGAUUAUCACAAUGCCCGGUCUCGUUUCAGCAACCGGAGUCUUGGCCUUCCUAGCCGACGAGGAGCCGGAGCUCAAGGUUUUCGCCCUCAAGACACUGAAUGAUGAUAUCGAUACAGUUUGGACCGAGGUCGCGGGCGCGUUGCCCCAGAUUGAGGCUUUGUACGAAGACGAGAGCUUCCCGGAGCGGCAGCUCGCUGCUCUUGUCCUCGCCAAGGUCUACUUCCAUCUACAGGCGUACAAUGACAGUAUGACCUUUGCCCUUGCGGCCGGGCCCCUCUUCAACCUCGGCGCCCCUGGCGAGUUCGAGGAAACCAUCAUCUCGAAAUGCGUCGACCAGUACAUCGCCGUCUCGGCGGCCCGCCAUACGCCUGCGAAGCAGUCCAAGAACGACAUUGCGUUGCCUGCUCUGGCUACCAACUUUGGCAGCGGCUCGCUCGACGGGUCUGCUCUUCUCUCGCCCACCACCCCUUUCUCUCAGUCGACUCUGCCUUCCAAGUCUCUGCUCUCGCGGGCCUCGGUCGACAACACCAUUCUUGAUCCCACAUUUCAGCCGACCAAGGAAGGGCGUUCUGCGUCUGUUGCCCAGAUCACUGACGACAGCACGUGGUCGGCUCUGGAGAGUGCCAUUGAGCGCUUGUUCGAGAGCUGUCUGAAGGAAGGCCGGUACCGGCAAGUGGUCGGCAUCGCUGUGGAAGCCAAGAACCUGCAUGUGAUCCGCAGAGUGAUUAAGCGCGCUAGCGAGGAAGGCAAGCGCUCCCAGACCAAGGCUCCGGAAGGUAUCCAGGGCCCGGCGGAAGAGUUGAUGGACUACGCCCUCGGCAUAUGCAUGGACGUUGUGCAAGAACGUAGCCUGCGGACCGAGAUUUUGCGCCUAAUCCUGGAUCUGCUCAACGACAUACCAAACCCCGAUUAUUUUGCCAUCGCCAAGUGUGUCGUUUAUCUAGACUCGGACGAAGAGGCUUCCGCGCUACUUCGGCAGCUCGUCGCCAAGGGAGACAACAAUGCGGUCGCGACCGCGUAUCAGAUCGCGUUUGAUAUCUAUGACAAUGGUACCCAGGAAUUCCUGGCCAAGGUUAUCAAUUCUUUGCCUUCUGGCGAGCCGCCAAAGAAGCGUGAAGCGGAGCAGCCGACUGAAGGGGCCGCCGAGUCUGAGCCUCUUCUCCAGAACCAGGACAGCUCUGAAGAGACAACCGCGGAAGAGGCCCUCCCGGAGGAGGUGGCAAAGGUCUACCGCAACAUCCGAUCGAUCCUCGACGGAAGCAUGACAAUCAAGCUGAACCUAGAGUUCCUCUAUCGCAACAACCACACGGACCUCAGCAUCCUCAACAAGGUCCGGGAUAGCUUAGAGCCGCGCAACUCCAUCUUCCACACAGCGGUCACGUUCUGCAACGGCUUUAUGAAUGCCGGGACGACACACGAUAAGUUUUUCAGGGACAACCUGGAGUGGUUGGGCAAGGCGGUCAACUGGUCGAAGUUCACAGCGACCGCUGCGCUGGGUGUGAUGCACCGCGGCAACCUCAGCCAGUCUCGCAAGCUCCUCGAGCCUUACCUUCCCAAGCAAGGAGGCGUUUCCAGCGGCUCCAUUUUCAGUCAGGGUGGCGCGCUCUACGCAUACGGCCUGAUCCACGCUAACCACGGUGCUGAGGCUUUGGAGUAUCUCCGUACUAUGUUUAAUGCCGCGGAUGAAGAAGUCAUCCAGCACGGUGGCGCCCUGGGCCUGGGCAUUGCUGGCAUGGCUUGCGGCAGUGAGCAGAUCUACGAGGAGCUUAUUAAGGUCCUGUGCGCAGACUCUGCCCUGAAUGGCGAGGCCGUCGGCUUGUCGAUUGGCCUGAUCAUGCUCGGAACCGGGAACGCCAAAGCGCUUGAGUCAUUGUUCUCGUACGCUCAUGAGACAAGCCACGAAAAGAUUGUGCGUGGCUGCGCUCUCGGCAUGGCGCUAAUCAUGUACGGCCGGCAGGAAGGCGCCGAUAGCAUGAUUGAGGGCCUGCUCAAUGACCCUGACCCGACGCUGCGGUAUGGCGGUAUCCUCACCGUGGCAUUGGCGUACUGCGGAACCGGAAGCAAUAAGGCCAUCCGGAAGCUUCUCCAUACCGCUGUGAGCGAUGUGAGCGACGAUGUCCGCCGCAUUGCCGUCAUGAGUCUUGGCUUCAUCCUCUUCAGAAAGCCGGGCAGCGUUCCUCGCAUGGUUGAGCUGCUCUCCGAGUCGUACAACCCCCAUGUGCGGUAUGGCUCUGCCAUGGCCCUGGGGAUCGCGUGUGCCGGAACCGGAUUGGACGAGGCCAUCGACUUGUUGGAGCCCAUGAUGAAGGAUCCGACCGACUUUGUCCGCCAGGGUGCGCUCAUUGCGUUGUCGAUGAUUAUGAUCCAACAGAACGAAGCCAUGAACCCUAAGGUCACCACGAUCCGGAAGACACUGAAGAAGGUUGUGGGCGACCGUCACGAGGACGCCAUGACCAAAUUCGGCGCUGCGCUUGCGCUGGGCAUCCUUGAUGCUGGCGGUAGGAACUGCACCAUCGGCCUCCAAACUCAGACGGGCAACCUCAACAUGGCGGGCAUUGUCGGCAUGGCCGUUUUUACCCAGUACUGGUACUGGUUCCCGUUCACGCACUUCCUGUCUCUCAGUUUCGCUCCCACUUCCAUCAUCGGCCUCGACCACGACCUUGAAAUGCCCAGCAUCAAGUUCUACUGUGCCACGCGUCCCAGCCUCUUUGACUACCCGCCCGAGCAGGAGGUCAAGGUUGAGGAGGGACCAGCUCCCGUCACUACGGCCAUUUUGUCCACUACGGCCCAGGCCAAGCGCCGCGCGCAGAAGAAGGAGCGCGCACAGCGCCGCGAGAGCAUGGACGUUGACACACCUACCGUGGCCAAGACGAAUGCCCCGGCCGGCGACAAAAUGGAGGUGGACGAAGAGAACAAGCCCAAGGCGGAAGAGCCCAAGGAGAAGAAGGAGGGCGAGGCUGGCGCUGACAAGGAAGCACCGGCUAGCCCCGAUGGCAAGAAAAAGGCCGAGAAGGAAAAGGUUGGCUACGAGAUUGAGAACAUGUCUCGUGUUCUCCCUGGCCAGUUCAAGUACAUUAGCUUCCCCGCUGGACGCUAUAAGCCGGUCAAGAAGCCUACCGGCGGCCCUAUUCUCCUUCAUGACACGCAGCCUGGCGAGCCCAAGACUCUGAUCGAGGAGAAGCUCAAGAAGGUGACCACUGAGCGUGCACCUGUGGCCGGUGCUGCUACUGGGGCCACGCCUCGUAACACGGCGCAGUCGCUACUCUCGAACUGGUCCCAGGGAAGAGGGCUGCCUUCUGGCAGCAGCCUGCAGGAGCUUAAUGAGCUGUUCCAGCUGACAGCCCGUGGUGCGGAGGGACGUGCUGCUGAACUGGGCGGAGCUGGUGGCGGAGCGGCCGCGGCGGCUGGUGUGCUGACGGCUGUGGAUGAGGACAACGAGGGCGACGAGGAAGCGCCAACUCCGGCUGACUUCGAGUACUUUACAGAUGCUGAGGAUAACGAGGACUAGGGGCGCGAGGCGCUGUUCUAGUAUCUCGUGGGGCACUUGUUCAAGUCUGAGUCAGACUCCGAGUAAGGGAAGCGUCCUCCGCAGUUGGGGAUAAGGUGCAUGUACAAUAACCUGCUGUCAAUCUACGAGUUAGGAAGCCACAAAGUAUACUGCUGCUGAUGCGGUUGCUUGGGCCGCCGACCUUUCAUUUCAAUAUCAGAACCGAAGACUCCCA